Molecule: messenger RNA, 1605 nt
Organism: Didymosphaeria variabile
Lineage: Eukaryota; Fungi; Ascomycota; Dothideomycetes; Pleosporales; Didymosphaeriaceae
Exons: 2
Coding region: 1-1605 (534 amino acids)
Source: RefSeq, a predicted model, not a curated record
AUGGAGGAAUGCUCUCUCUACGGGCGUCCUAUCGAGCCCCUAGCCUUCUACUUGCCGGCUUUCUCCGAAGUGGAACAGCAGAAGCAGUCGCCAUUGUACAGGAUCCCAAAGGAAAUACGCGAUCUUAUCUUCGAAUAUGCUCUGACGGACGACGGCGCGCCGUCGCCUAAUAGCGACAACGUCUUCCGGCGCAGUGCUAAAGGGGAAAUUUCUGAGGUGGACAGCGCAUGUUCUCUCCUUCAAACAUGUAAAGCAGUGUAUCUGGAGGCAUACCGUUUACCUAUGCAGUUGAAUGGUACGCUUCUGUUCUCCCGUGACAAGCCUAGGCAGGCUGGUCAUACGUUUCUGUCCUUGCUAACCUACUGGUGGAUUAAAGGCUAUCUGGCAUACUUUACUAAGGAAUGGAGCGGAAGGCGCGACGGCUCGCGUUGGAAUGAUCCCUCGCGUCCAGAUCUCGCCCGCAUUGCACCAUGGCAGUACGCCUUGAUCCAACGAAUUGAUCUUAGCCUUCAGCAAACCUCAAUAGAGGGAAAGGGAGGCCUGCAGAAUGAACUACAGUAUUGGGGGCCUGCCUUAAGGCACUCAGGUGCCUACGUCUCUCCCCGCUACUAUAGCACCACACGCUCUCUUAGCAGCCGCCCCAAGCCCGAGGUAUCCGCUCACAACUUCGCACUUGUUCCAGCAUCGGACAGAAAUUGCGAAAAGGGGAUUAAAGACGGAGAUAAGGUGACGCUGGAGCGGUACGAUGUCGAAACGUACUAUGAUCCGGAAGAUGAGAUAGGUUAUGGUCAACUAUGCUAUGUGAAAGGCAAGUUCAUUGCUCGAUCAAUGGUAGCCAGGAGGCUUACUCAUCUCACGCUUCGCAUGUCACGGACUGACUGGUGGACCUGGGGAGAUGACCCCAGCGCAGUCGAUAGCGACAAACAACUCGCCCUAGAUCCCGCCUGCGGCGGCACAAUACCGAGACCAACAAUUGACGACAUGCUAAACCUAGCUACUUCCCGCCGCAAUGGUUGCCAUCCCUCGUACGACGAGUCAGGCAGCGAGACAUGGGGAUCGGCCAUUGGAGCUUUACCAGACCUGAAGACAUUUGAACUUAUACUAGAAACAUUCUCGCCAAAGAAGCAGCAACUGGAGAACGUUGUUGAUUGUGCUAGAACCUGGAAGUUUCCUCUAAAAGGGACGCAGUAUGAAAUGGUAUGCGAUCAUAAGAUAGAGUCUCUGCAGUGGGGCCUGCCUGAACAUAGAGAUGGAAACGUUGAUGGCAUGGAAAGGAUGUCUGACGAGCAGAAUCAAGCGCAAGACCAACGCCAUCCAGCCCCUUACACGUUGAGGGACAACGUCGAUCCCGCCCCCUCAUCCGCUUCCUCUUCACUACGUCAACGGUUCAGGCAUAGGUUCUUCAAGCGCUCUAGAGAACCACCGAAGACCAAGUCCAUCGCGAUACUUCCACAAUGGAAUCCUCCAGCUUCACAAGACUGGGUGCAGCCGAGUCAAAGCCCAUCUCUAUAUGAAGACGACUUCCAUCCGGAAAUAUCUUGGCUUCGCGGGUGUACUGAAUUUGAGGUUAGGGUCGUGCGCUUUAAACGGAGGAGAGCGGACUGA